This is a messenger RNA of Owenia fusiformis, 2167 nucleotides long. NCBI's taxonomy places the organism in Eukaryota, Metazoa, Annelida, Polychaeta, Sabellida, Oweniidae. The record is from the annotation of a GenBank genome assembly.
GGGAACGAUUCAGCGGCCAUAUUGAAUUGGAAAAUAGCAAAUGCUAAUAUUUUAAGAAUUGUGCCAGAGACACUGUCAACAAGCGAUAGAAAGGUUGAAGAAACCGUUGUAUCAUAUCUAAAGAAUAAAAUCACAAGGGAUCCAGGAUGGAUAAACGAUUGAAAAAGAAGAAGAAGCACUUGAAAGCAGUGCACCAAAAAGUGAAGCUUUUUCGAGCAAAUGAACCUCUUCUCAGUGUGUUUAUGUGGGGAAUAAAUCAUUCUAUAAAUGGGCUUAGCCAUGUGAACAUCCCUGUGAUGCUAAUGCCGGAUGACUUCAAAGCACAUACAAGAAUUAAAGUAGAAAAUCAUCUGUUUAAUAAAGAAAACAUGCCAAGUAAGUUCAAAUUCAAGGAAUACUGUCCCAUGGUGUUCAGGAACCUGAGAGAGAGAUUUGAAAUAGACGACCAAGAAUAUAUGAAUUCCCUAACAGUGACACCCCCAACUGGUGCAGAUUCUCCAGGGCGGAGCGGGGCUAGAUUCCUAGCUUCUGGCGACAAAAGAUUUGUUAUAAAAACACUAAUCAGUGAAGAAGUAGCUGAAAUGCAUCACAUUCUAAAACAAUAUCACCAACACAUAGUAGAGCGCCAUGCAAAGACCUUACUUCCACAAUACCUGGGCAUGUAUAGAGUGACAUUCAAUGACCAGGAAACAUAUAUGAUUGUCAUGAGAAACAUAUUUAGCGCUAGAUUAAAUGUGCAUAAAAAAUACGACCUCAAGGGUUCUACAGUUCAAAGACAGGCCAGUGACAAAGAAAAAGCUAAGGACCUUCCCACAUAUAAGGACAAUGACUUUGUUAGUGAUGGCAUAGCCAUAAAUGUGGGCCCUGAAGCUAAAGAGAAACUUCUAGAAAUUCUUAGUGCAGAUGUACAGUUUAUGUCCAAAAACAACCUAAUGGACUACAGCCUGUUAGUUGGCAUCCAUGACGUGGAUCGGGCAGAACAAGAAUUCAAUGAAACGUUUGAUGAAGAGGGGAUAAGUGAAGAUGAUGACUCAACAGGAUCUGGGGGUGGGGCUGCCAUGGCAACCAGUCCCGCUAGCCCCGGAGGCAUGGAUAUGUGCCCGACCCCACCAGACAGUCCCUUACCAGUCAAUGCAACUAUGAACUUACAGCCAUUUGAUGGAGUCAUAGACUCCAAACUAGAAAAAUUUGCCAUAAGCAGUUCUGAAGGCGCAUCAAAGCGGGAGAUCUACUUCAUGGCACUCAUAGACAUUUUAACACAUUAUGGUGUGAAAAAGCGUACAGCCCAAGCUGCUAAGACUGUAAAACAUGGAGCAGGGGCCGAGAUAUCAACAGUAAAGCCAGAGCAAUAUGCCAAGCGAUUUCUAGAUUUCAUCAAUAACAGUUUGCAAUAGUAGCUCCUUGCCCCACCCACCUAGUGCAUUAUAGCUCAUAAUUCAUCGUACAUUGCAUUAUACACAAUUAUUAACCAUAAUUGGUACAAAUUGAAUCAUUCUGAAUGCAUCUGUUGGAUCGCAGAGCAUUCUGGGAAAUUCUCUUGUGGAUAUGUGAUGAAUUCUGGGAGGUCUCUCCCUGACGACAGUGUGAAUUCUGGGAGUUGGCCACAUACACGUUCAAUGCAAGUUAGUUACUAUCCCAAUGUUUUAUGUUUGUUAUAUGAGAUCUGAAUGUGGAACCCACCAAGGAGAGCCUGUUAACGUUAACUGCUUUAGAGUUCAAAUUGUGUCUUCUUCAUUGGAGAAUAAUAUGGAAUAUUGGAGUUUUACAUUUCUAACCUCCAAAGGUGCUGUUGGCAUGGAGAUGGAUAAAAAAUCACAAUGAUUGCCUUCUGUGAAUUAUUAAGAUUCACAAAAAGAUGAAGAAAUAACAACUUGCCAAAAUUACCUCUACAGUUAAAAGAAUUGUAUUCACAAUCAGUGGAGUUGGAAAUAUAGUAGCCAGCAAUUGGCUCAUUUUGGAUGUAUUGCAAAGGUGUUGACUACUUUAAAGGAGAAAAUGCAAUUCAAGGGAAUAUGUGCAUGCAGAAAUCGAUGUUGUAAAUUGCCUUUCUCCUCAAAUCUUUCAGUUUCUUCUCAAGAGAAAUGUGUUAACAUAAUAUUAUUUUCAUUGUUUGUAAAAACAGACUGCAUUAUAUGUAUUAUACUAGAUGUACAUGCUGCGAUAUUUG